AUGGAUUUAAGUUCAUUAUUUUCUGGUUUUGUUGAGUUUAUAGCUCCAUUAGGAACUAUUCAUGUCAAUGACAAGCAAUUUGGAGAAUGUACAAUGCUGCAUUUGAAGAAAGAUUUGAUGUUCAUCUAUGCUUCUCUUCCAAGAGCCCCAGAUGUUCGAUUUCCUGUGGUAUGUGCAUGUUUUUUUACUUGCUUUCCCAGUUUGAAGAUUUUAGAACACUGGAUGUUGUCGAGUCUUGGAUAUAUAUGGCUAGUAGACAUGCUUAGACAUGGGCUGAUUUGUUUAGAUGAUUAUAGGCAGAAUCAUACUUGCGGUGUUGAUAUCAAAUGCUUAGAUCUUGCUGCAGUUCAUAUGACAUAUGUGAUUGAUCUUCCUGUGUUAUGUCAUGUUGCUGCGAGAGUACCUCAGUCCAGGUCUCGCGUUACAACACAUAUGAGAAGAAUGCAAAGGAUUUGUCAUUUCUCUGCAGUGGUUCAGUUUGCUAUGUUGCAGCUGAUCCUAGAGUUAGGACAUCUUGUUUUCCAGUUCAGAUUCUAUGCGCAGCUUGUUUCAAGAGAAUGCAAUAUGUAUUGCUUGCUUCUCACUUAUCCUCCCUGGAUGGUUACAAGAUUAAGAGUAUUAUUUUGUUCAUCUCAAGAGCGUGCUUUUGAAGUUUUUCUAUAUGUUCACAAGCUUUGGUUUGCUGCUUCUGUCUUGCAUCUCGUCGUAGAACAAACGUUUCUACAGCGACAAAUCCGUAUGCUUCUGACUCGUUCUGGAUGGUACAUGUCCAUACUUGAUUUCCUUUAUUGUUCAUUACCGAGACCACCAGAAGAUCUUUAUGAAUUCAAUUUCACUCUCCUCCAAUUCAUCUUGUGUUCUUCAUGUCCAAGAUGUAAGGGAUUACAUCUUCAGGGGGGUAUUAGAUAUGUUAAUGUGGUUUACACAUUAGCCUUUGGUUUAGUGAACCGGCGUCUGUACCGGAUAGAUUAA
Arabis nemorensis is the source of this 972-nucleotide messenger RNA. NCBI's taxonomy places the organism in Eukaryota, Viridiplantae, Streptophyta, Magnoliopsida, Brassicales, Brassicaceae. The record is from the annotation of a GenBank genome assembly.